This is a messenger RNA of Strongylocentrotus purpuratus (purple sea urchin), 1167 nucleotides long. Its product is annotated as soluble scavenger receptor cysteine-rich domain-containing protein SSC5D-like. The transcript has a single exon. The record is from RefSeq and is a predicted model, not a curated record. The annotation marks the transcript as partial. NCBI's taxonomy places the organism in Eukaryota, Metazoa, Echinodermata, Echinoidea, Camarodonta, Strongylocentrotidae.
GUCUCCAAGUACAAGGAGAAGUCAACUACUCGUGUGACAACUACUGAGGCUCCCUCAACAACUGCCCAACCUUCAACAACUGCCCCACCCUCAACAACUGCCCCACCUUCAACAACUGCUCCACCUUCAACUACUGCCCCACCUUCAACAACUGCUCCACCUUCAACAACUGCCCCACCUUCAACAACUGCCCCACCUUCAACAACUGCCCCACCUUCAACAACUGCCCCACCUUCCAAACUGCCCCACCUUCAACAACUGCCCCCCCUUCAACAACUGAUCCACCUUCAAAAACUGCCCACCUUCAACAACUGCCCCACCUUCAACAACUGCCCCACCUUCUACAACUGCCCCACCUCAACAACUGCCCCACCCUCAACAACUGCCCCACCAUCAACAACUGCCCACCUUCAACAACUGCUCCACCUUCAACUACUGCUCCACCUUCAACAACUGCUCCACCUCAACAACUGCCCCACCUUCAACAACUGCUCCACCUUCAACAACUGCCCACCUUCAACAACUGCUUCACCUUCAACAACUGCCCCACCCUCAACAACUGCCCCACCUUCAACAACUGCCCCACCUUCAACAACUGCCCCACUUCAACAACUGCCCCACCUUCAACAACUGCCCCACCUUCAACAACUGCCCCACCUUCAACAACUGCCCCACCUUCAACAACUGCCCCACCUUCAACACCUGCCCACCUUUCAACAACUGCCCCACCUUCAACAACUGCCCCACCUUCAACAACUGCUCCACCUUCAACAACUGCCCACCUUCAACAACUGCUCCACCUUCAACAACUGCCCCACCUUCACAAUGCCCCACCUUCAACAACUGCUCCACCUUCAACAACUGCCCCACCCUCAACAACUGCCCCCCUUCAACAACUGCCCCACCUUCAACAACUGCCCCACCUUCAACAACUGCUCCACCUUCAACAACUGCCCCACCUUCAACAACUGCCUCACCUUUCAACAACUGCCCCACCUUCAACAACCGCCCCACUUCAACAACGCCCCACCUUCAACAACUGCCCACCUUCAACAACUGCCCCACCUUCAACAACUGCCCCACCCUCAACAACUGCCCACCUUCAACAACUGCCCCACCCUCACAACUGCCCCACCUUCAACAACCAAGGAGGAACAACAGUUGUGA